AUGCAGAAGUAUGUGAUAGGAAGAGUACACGGAAGAUGGGAAAAUUUCUUGCCUCCGGUACAGGGAGGAACAUUCAGGACGCUGGGAUUAAAGCACGUCAACGACGAAGCACUAUAUGCCGAAGAAGAUGUCAGCUCAUCUGGAAAAUCAACACCACCAUCACCAGUCUUUGAUACUGAAGAGACAGGAGAUGAAGUUCGUCUGAGGCGUGCAAGCAAUGAUAUACCUAUUUCUCGAGCUUCAUCCCUAUUCUCAUCAGAGCCGGAGCCGGGGAAAUUCAGAUCUGCGGAAGUAUCAACAGCCCACGCGAUAUCUUCAAAAUAUCCUCGUCUUGAUAAAAGGUCACAAGACGAGGUCGUCUCAAAGUACCGCCAGCUCGAUGAAAAAUUGCAGUCUGAAGGGCUCUAUGAGUGCCCAUAUGGCUCCUAUGCUGUUGAAUCUGUCCGAUACUUGAUUCUUUUCGUUCUCUUCUUGCCAUUUCUUCACUAUACCUAUUACGCUCUUUCGGGCCUUUUCCCCGGGUUACUCUGGCACCUGCUUGCAUUCACCGUUCACGAAGCCGGUAACAUAAGCAUAACCCAUGAAUUCCACACGGACAGCUGCAUCGGGAUUUUCAUUACAGAUUUCCUUGGUGGUCUUUCAGUCGGUUGGUGGAAGCGGAAUCACAACGUGCAUCACAUAGCAACCAACUCGCCUGAACAUGAUCCAGGCAUCCAGCACAUGCCAUUUUUCGCCAUCUCUUCUUAUGGUAGAAAAUUAACUAUGUAUAUGGGACGCAUAUAA
Molecule: messenger RNA, 783 nt
Organism: Monascus purpureus
Lineage: Eukaryota; Fungi; Ascomycota; Eurotiomycetes; Eurotiales; Aspergillaceae
Source: the annotation of a GenBank genome assembly